This is a messenger RNA of Rhincodon typus (whale shark), 1420 nucleotides long. Its product is annotated as leucine-rich repeat-containing protein 19-like. Gene Ontology annotation, molecular function: protein binding. NCBI's taxonomy places the organism in Eukaryota, Metazoa, Chordata, Chondrichthyes, Orectolobiformes, Rhincodontidae. The transcript is spliced from 5 exons. The record is from RefSeq and is a predicted model, not a curated record. Bases 191 to 1222 code for a protein of 343 amino acids.
AAGACCAGGUCAGGCUCAGUUACAACACACUAUUUUAUACCUCCACAGCUGAAGACCCUACAACAAUCAAGGGUUACUUGUGAUAAUGAUAGCUGAACGUGCCCAGUGUCUGUGCAAUUAACCCUAACAAGGAAUCAACACCUUAAAGAAAACGGAGAAUACAGGCAAAGAAAGUUGAAGAGCUGGGGUCAUGACAACACGUUGGGUUAAACUUUGGAUUGGAAAUGUUAUUUUGACAACAGCUGCAAUAGCUUUAUCUCCAUGUAAUUUCAGUGACACAACAUGUGAUUACAGUGGAAAGAAUUUGACAUCGAUUCCUUAUGAUCUGCCUGCUAACACAACAAAGUUGAAGCUCAUGAAUAAUAACAUUUCUUUAACUCAUAAUGAUGUUCAAGUUCUUUCAAAUUUAACCCAGCUUAAAGAACUGUAUCUUGGAUACAACCUCAUCUUCAAAUUACUUUCAGGAACAUUCAAUAAUUUAAAAAAUUUGGAUGUACUGGAACUACACAGUAACUACCUUACACAUGUUGAGAAGGAUAUUAUGAAACAUCUGAAUUUAUCACAUUUAACUCUAUAUGGAAAUCACUGGAACUGUAGUUGUGGCUUUCUCGGUUUCCAGAGAUGGCUUAAUGAGUCACGAGUACACCUAGGUAAUGCGAACAUCACAACAUGCGAAGCACCAGAAGAAAUGCAAUUCUACACUUUUGAAGAAGCUCUUAUCAAGAGGAAUGGAUGUUUUUCAGUCUCCAGCUUAACAUCAUCUCCAGAUAAAUCAACUGUCAAAAGUACAUUUGGCACAACCUUAUCAGAAAGCAUGCACAAUGCAGCAAUGCAAAUUCCAACUGUGGCUGGACAAAAUAACACUGCGAAUCAAAUAAAUGGCUCAGAUCAAUCCAAAUUUGGGAAAUCCUGGAAAUUAGUGGCUGGUGUCAUGGCAACAUCAAUUGGCAUAUCUUCGAUACUCGUCCUCUUUGCAAAAUUCAUCAAAUGGUACAAUUGCUUGUUUGCCUACCAUCAUCAUCGACUGCAGGAAGAACCAGAUCUCUAUAUGGAAAGUACAUCUACACAGACAACCCAUAAUAUCCCACAAACAUCAAAAGAAGCUAAAAGCAAUAAACAACAAACUGAAGCAAGGUCCAUUCCUCACAAUGUUUCUGAUGAUGAUGAAUAUAUUGAAGAUGUUUAUAUAGAUUCUAUAGGUUUCACUCAUUGUGAGCAAUAACUAUGUAGAUGGUAUAGACUUGUUCCAGGAAGGCUACCUAAUUUAGCUGACUGUGCAGGAAAGGCAAUUAGUUAAAUCAGUCACACAUCAAUAACACAGCCAAAAGCUACCAUGCUUAUAGCUUGCUUACUUGAAAAGUUAUUGAAUUGUAUUUUUAACAUAGACUUAUCUUGUGUCAAGCAGAAGAAAAAUCUUGAA